AAAGGAUGCAGUGUUUAUGUUGACUGUGUGACAGGAUGUUGUUAAAAGGUUCAUUUUUGGUUUUGGCCUUUUGUUCUUGCGGAUCUGGAUUCUGAAAGCACUAUUUGUUUGAAGUGUGAAACAGAAGUAUGAAGCUGGAGAUGCCAGAAGCAUUUGAAGAUGUUGCUGUUGAUUUUUCAAGGGAAGAGUGGAAGAUGCUGUGCAACCAGGAGAAAGAAUUGUACAAGGAAGUGAUGAUGCAGAACUAUGAGCACAUGGUGUCUGUAGGGUUCAACGUCCCAAUAGAACAACUGUUGUUACUGAUUGAAAAACAAGAAGAACUCUUACCCGAUUCUGUGGAAAGAGCAGUGACCCUGCUUCAGAAAAACAGUUGUGAUGAACCCUCUGUCAUGCAGAAAUCUCAGGAGCAGCCUAACCACAUUCUUCCAAGUCAGGGAAUGACCACACUCAUCCUUUGUGUCCCCAAGGAUGUCUUCACAAGGUCAGGGUGAUGGCUCCAGUCGUGUUGACACCAUGACAUACUACAACCUAGAAAGCCAUGAAAGGAGUGAGAUUUGAGACCCGGACAAGGAUGUGCUGGAGUGGGCAAUGGGGAGGUACAGUCAGCUCAUGCAUGACCUUCUUCAGUGGGUGCAAGACUUUUUGCCCCUUUUUGUCUCUGACCACCAAACUAUCUAAAGUUCUGUGCACCCUCAUCAUCUGAGUCUUCUAUGGCACAAUUAUCAAGCAGUGGAAACAUUUGAGACUCUGAUAUCCAGAAUAUAAGUUUUGAGGAACAGUUGUUAAAUGGUUAGCCUUGAGCUAGCAGAAGAGUUUGGACAGAUCUUUCUAGAGUUUAAUUCUGCUAACUCUGGGGAUAGUAUUAUGCUAUCAGCAUGACUUGUAUUGUUGAUCCAGGUAUUGGCCCCUAGGCUUUGUUUACAAGAGUGUUGUAUAAAAGUGGUUCAGAAAUUGAUCCCUGUGGAACACCUAACUAAUUUAAAAGAUGUUGAUAAUGCAGUUGCUAUGCAGAUUCUGGCUGACCCAUUUCCAGGUAACUGAGGAGUGAUUCUAUGGCUGGAAAAUAAAUACCGUAACGUUUAUCCUCUCUCAUGAAUAGGUAGUCUGACAGAGUCCGAUAGUGGUCUGAGACAGCUCUCUCUUCUACAUUUAUUCUUUUAUCUUCCUGGAAAUGAAUACAAAAAUUGUCUUCUUAUGAAUUUUGUUUUGAUAAGCAUUGUACAUAGCACAUUUCUGGGCUUUUUGAUCUAUUUUCGCAGUUAUACCUGACCAAAAUAAGGCAUUACAAUCUUUUUGUUUAUACUUCACUUUUUAAGUGAGGCUUAAGUAUUCUGACUGAUGUGGCUCUUUCAGUUUAACAGCCUUGAACAACAAGCCUUAUAUAUGACUCCCUAUAGCACUCGUAAUGCCUAGUGUCAACACACUGACAAAUAGAUUCAGAAUGCAGAAGAGUGAAUACUGAACAUUGCUGUUUUCCUUAAAAACUAUUUUAAAGGGGUGAAGCUCCCCUGCACCCCCAGUGUGGAGGGAGGGGGGUUCCGUACCCCCCCAAAGUUGUAAAUACCAAACUCUGAGAUUACCAUACGCUGGAGAAAGGGUCUGAGAAAUGGCCAUCACAAACUUGGUAUAUUCAAGUCCAAUUUUUGGCCAUGCAGUGUCCAUAUUUUUAGACACUGAAGUAGGUCUUUGACAUUUAAAAUGGCUGCCCUUGUAUACAAUUUAUUUAAAUAAAAAAUAGUUUUCUCUUUUUCUUCACAGCACAUCGUUUUUGGCCAGUCUCAGAAAGCACUUCCCAAGGCAUUUGCAUGUCUGGAUUUUCUGAAACUUUUGUUGCACCUCAUUAAUGUUCUUUUCAGUCAGAAGUGAGAGUGGAACUACCAAGGUGAUUUCCAGUUAAGCACCCAGCAAAGCUUGUAGCUGUAGCAGACAUGAAUGACUUGGCAUAUCUGCUGUAUGUGUCUGUUUUCCCGGCAAACAUUUCACGUGUAAGUCAUACUACUGCAAAAAAACUUGAUCUGUGAUGCCUUGGACAUUUCUAAAUGAGCAUAUAUUUUCUGACAGUCUUACAAGACUCUGCAUCCAAAUGUGUCUAGUUUAUCUUCUUGUAAAAUUACUACAACUUUUCUGUUAUGGUUUGCAUCUUCUUACCUGUGAUUAAUGUACUCAGAUUAAAAUAUUUCAGUGUGGGUGCUUCUGCAGUAAUUGUUUUAGUACUUCAGAUCUGUUUUAUUACUAUAAACUCCAGUAAUGUAAGAAGAGAUGUCCUAUUAUUCAGUGUUGCAGUAUUCUACUAGUGGUUUUACCCUUCUUCCGAUCAGAUUGUCCGGCCAAGUUUCCAAAGAUUUUCAGUCCCUCGUGGUGCGUCGGAUGUCUGAUGUGGAGGCAGGAAUAUGGGCCAUAAAGGUGAUGUCUGCACACACCAGCCCUCAAAACUUUUCAGCCGCCAGCUGUACACCAGGAAUUCCUGCUAACUCGCAGAUGUCGGAUCUGAAUCUAAACAAGCUAAGUACCCCGUUGGGAGAUUCUUUCAGUCUUUUUUUGUAUAGUUUAUAAUCUGUUCAUGCACUUACUCUUACCGGACAACUGUGGUCACCAGAUUCCCCAUAAAGACAUGAUCAGUGUCUUUCUUGUUUGGAUAGGGAACACAAUUAUACGAUUAUAAGAACUGCAUCAUCUCCAAAUCAUUCAUCCCUAACACCCUUCGUCGCCAUUUACAGGCUUUUAAUUUGUACCGCGAGAAUCAGCGUUUAAGACAGAUUGGCUGCAAUGCCCCAUCUGAACUGCCAAGGAAAAGGGCCAAGUCCAUGCAGCCUACUACUUCCACUGCAAAUUCCUCUGCCGUUCCUCAGCCUGUAGCCAUCAUCAUCUUGGUUGAGGACCUGGCAUCCAGCACAGCAGAUACAGUGGGUACCUUACAGAAGGCCACACAAUCUAGAGCAGACGACAUGUCCAGGGAGGACUUACCAGUGCCUGCUACAGACGCCGGGGGGAACCAGUGCCUUUGAUGGGUGCUUCGGACUCGGCCUCUGCUAUCCCACUGAUUAUCCCUAGGCCUACUGUCAGCCAGAUGCCUGCUAGGCCUUCUAAAAAGAAACAAAAGACUAGACAUCUUUCUUCAGUUCCUGAUUCCUUACCUGAUUGGCAGACCUUUAGCCAAAGUUUAUAUAAUGCCUUCAUGGCCCUUAGGCCUUCCACUGAAGCUGGUCCUGCUGUUCCACCUCUUCUAAGUCCCAGACCCUCCAUCCCUGAAAGGACUGUGACUCAGCCAGCAGAGGAGGAGUUGCCUGACUCCUCGGAGGAUUCCCUGUCCUACUCUUUCCAGAUCUCAUCCCCCCUGGGGUAUAUAUCUCUUGAGGAAACCUCUGCAGAGCCUGAUUCCCCAGUGGAAGACUUACCUUCAGUGACACUGUUAACUUGAUGAGAGACCACUUCAAGUGGGAAUGCUCAGACAUGACUGAGCAACAGAAGAGAUUUUAUGAUCUUAUACAGAUGGAGUCUCUUAACCCUUCACCUAUUCCACCUGUUCAGCCUGCCUUUCUGGAUGCAUUUGCUGCUGCAUCCACUAAUUCAGAUUCCCAACCACCUGUGCCUCACAGGGGUGGCUAGAUUAUACAGGGUCCCUGACUCAGACAAAUUCUUGCUCAAGUGCCCUCCAGCAAACCCUGCCACUAUCUCCAUUUCCUCUGACAGGGCAUGAAAGCUCCUUCCUAUCACCACUGUUCUCCCUGAAGAUAAGAACAGCAAGGCUAUGGAGAGGUGGGGAAAGAAUAUUUACACUUCUGCCACCCUAGGUUUUAGGGCAACAAAUUACUAGUCUCACAUGGCUAAAUACUCUCUGCUGGACAAAGCUUCCAAGGAGUUGAGUGACAUCCCUCACUGUGCUGCUAAAGCAUCCCUGUCUUCCUUGCUAGGGCUGAUCUCUCAGGUGAACACGCACUCCCUUAGGUGUGGGUACGAUGCAGCUGAAGCCUCAGCCAGGUCAGCUGCAUCAGCAUCCAUGUUAAGGAGAUUCUCCUGGCUGCGCCUGCAGCCCCUCCCUAAUGGCUUCAGAGCCAAGCUCCUAGACGCCCCCCUGGACCACUCAGCCCUCUUUGGUGCUAAUGUAGCUGACCUCUUUAAGUCUUUGCAACAAAAAGGGAAGGAACUGCGGGACCUCAAGCAUCUCCUAGUCUCUCCUAUCCCUAAGUUCUAGAGGAACUAUUCGGCAAAGAUUCAAUUUAUAAGAAAGACCUCCAGGCCUUCAGCCCCUACCAGGGCUAGAAGACCCCCCAGAAGACAUUCCACUCAGCCUAGGACACCUCAGCCAGCUAGCCAGAGGCCUCCCUUUGCCUGCCACAUCUCCACUCCCCCACCACCUCCAUCCCUUCCUCUGUCCACCCGUCUCUCUCACUGUCUCCCUGUGUUGUCCCUCGUUUCAUCAGACAAGUGGGUUUUCUCCAUCCUGCAAGAGGGUUACUUCAUGACUUGGCUCUCCCCUCCUCCAAGACUGGUCAUGCCACAACCACCUGAAUCCCAAAUGCCCCUUCUCCAUCAGGUCUUAAACAACCUGCUGCAUCAAGGUAACAUUGAAUCAGUACUCCUUCUCAAGGGAAAUGAUACUAUUCCAGAAUAUUUCUGGUCCCCAGGAAGGAAGGACCAUGGAGGCCUAUCUUAAACCUCUCCCACCUCAACCUGUUCUUAAAGGUCCCCUCCUUCAAGAUGUACACCCUACCCAUAGUCUUUCCCCUCAUUCUUUCUUAGGCCUUCAUGGCAACCCUGGACAUAAAGGAGGCUAUCUCCACAUCUCCAUAAAGCCGGCAUUCAGGAAAUAUCUCAGAUUCUUAGCAGGCUGUUCUCACUUUCAGUUCUGUGCCUUGUAAUUGUCUUUUGCUGAAGAAGGUGUUCGAAAACGUACUUGUUUGGAUUUUUUCAAGCGUUAUUAAAGAGUUAUUUCGCAUUUUGGAAUCAUUACUGGUUAUUUCAACUAACCUUGGAUUCACAUCUGUGGAUUUACAUCAAGGGAUUUAUAUCUGUGGUUCUUUAGCCCUCAUUUGGAGCUUCCAGAGUGAGCUUUGAUUGUGUUUUUGGUAAAGUA
Messenger RNA from Protopterus annectens (West African lungfish), 5074 nucleotides. Its product is annotated as gastrula zinc finger protein XlCGF52.1-like. The record is from RefSeq and is a predicted model, not a curated record. Bases 129 to 491 code for a protein of 120 amino acids. The transcript is spliced from 4 exons. Gene Ontology annotation, biological process: negative regulation of transcription by RNA polymerase II. NCBI's taxonomy places the organism in Eukaryota, Metazoa, Chordata, Ceratodontiformes, Protopteridae. Gene Ontology annotation, molecular function: DNA-binding transcription repressor activity, RNA polymerase II-specific.